CCUGGACUCGCCGAAUUAUCUUAGUUUAUUUUCGUUUUUAAAUAAUUAACAAAAUGUCUAUGUCGGAUUUAAAGCAUUCAUUGCGGAAAUAUGAAUUCCCUCAAUGUGCGAAAGAGGCUCUUUUAAGAAUAGAACAACUGCUGGCCGGUCGUACAGCCCCCAGCAGUAAGCAAGUGGACGUGGCUAUGGAGAUAAUUUCCGAGUUCAUAUUCUGCGAGUCAACGCGACGCGGGGAGCGGAGGGGUUUGAACCCGCUUCAAGAGCUACAGCUUAUUGACGUGAUCUGCGAGUACUUAUCGAGCUGUACGAACGAGACGACGAAGAACACUAUAUUCUUGUCUUUGUUUGGAGGUGGAGAUACUCAGAAGAGACUGAAAAUAUUGAGUAUACUUGCUAGUAUGGCUGUGUCAGCUUCCAGCACACCAGUACUACUGGCAGUUGGUGUAUGGCUGCAGCAAAUGGGUUGCUCAUCACCACCAUCCCUGCAACUAGUAGAAAACAUCAUCAGAGACCACUUUCAUCUAAACACAUUCAACCAAACUGCCCUCAAGAGCUUAGCCUCCAGUGCCCCUCAGUUUGUAGCCAAUUUCAUCACAGCCGUCACAGAAUUGUACAUGCAGGAGGUGAAUGGUGUGAGGAAACUCCCACCUAAGAACUUACUGGAAGUGAUCACAUCUUGGGUAUACUCUAAUCCCACUCUAUGCUUGUCAGCGCAGAAUAAUCCACCACAGUUACCGCCUGGUUCCAUUCCAAUGGCAGCUGUGACGCCCCUAGCGGGACUUGUUCAUUGGUGUACACUAGCACCACUUUAUAUAGACUCAGAUUCUGAAAUGGUGGAGGUGUCACCGCCAAAAAAGAUCAAAAUAGAAGGAGAGAACCUGUCACUGAUCAAACCUGUGCCGGCUAAAGUGUUGACAGAGUCAGAGCUGUAUAUUAAAUUACAUUUAGGGGUGCUGCACAGCCUGCGCGGGCGCCGGGCGGGGGUCGCGGGCGCGGGGCGACGGCGGGCGGCGCCGUGCACGCGGCGGCGCUGGCCGCGCCCGCGCCCGCGCUGCUGGCGCACGCCGCCACGUGCGCGCGCCCGCACACAGAUACCAACCUACAGGACUGCCUAGACCGACUAGGCCAAGCAGUGCAAGUGGCUCUCUCAUCCGGAUGCGUAUAUGGCAACAUCAACCACCUGCUAGCAACCCUGGACUCCCUGCCAGAGAACAGGCUGCUCCGAAUCGUGGUGCAAACACACCGGUCGCU
This is a messenger RNA of Leguminivora glycinivorella, 1251 nucleotides long. RefSeq lists its product as uncharacterized. The record is from RefSeq and is a predicted model, not a curated record. Lineage: Eukaryota; Metazoa; Arthropoda; Insecta; Lepidoptera; Tortricidae. The coding region runs from base 54 to 1115 and encodes 353 amino acids. The transcript has 7 exons.